Thrips palmi is the source of this 5087-nucleotide messenger RNA. RefSeq lists its product as uncharacterized. The record is from RefSeq and is a predicted model, not a curated record. Bases 222 to 3659 code for a protein of 1145 amino acids. The transcript has 13 exons. Lineage: Eukaryota; Metazoa; Arthropoda; Insecta; Thysanoptera; Thripidae.
GGCUCCGUACCGUGCAAUAUUUUUUGUAACGAUUUCUACGGCUUGUCGCUCUCAAAACUAUACAACUUAUGCAGUGAUAGUGUUCUUUCAAGCUUGAGGGAUAACCAUCGAAGCUGAGGCUAUGUUGCCCCAUUUUUCAUUCUGAUGGAUUAUGAACGUGUGGUGUAAGACAUGUAGUUUGCACUGUCGGUGCGAGGUGUGUGGGCAACGCGAAUUUCAAGAUGGCCCCAUGGCCGGAGCCCGAGACUGAGCCAAAAGCUCCAGACAAGACGGCCUCCGCGGCGGAAAAGCCAUGCGAAACACCUGCAGUUGGGAUGAAGAGCGAGAAAGAUUGUGCUGAAGCCAGCGGGGCUUGCAAGCCUGUAGAUGACAAAGAUGCAGGUGUUGCUGCUCUAGAUGACCGAGGUCUACAAGAUCUUCUGAAUGAGGCUAUUGCUUACAAAAACCCAAAAGAUCGUGAUAACAAAAGUGACCUCUUCAAGGAGCUCCUGGCUAAAGCUGAAGCUGAUGAAAGAGAGCACUCUGGCGGACAACGAGGUAUAAGCAGUCUUGGGGGAAAUAGUGGACGUUAUCGUAGAGGACCUUCUCGGAAAGGCGAUGUGUCCGAAAGGAAUUCUCGAGGAGGCUCUUUACAGAAUCUGGUCCAUGCCUUAAAUUCCGAUUUGGACAUUCAUGUUGGUUCCACCAACAGGAAGCGGGGUGGCCGAAGAAAUCCUCAACCGCAAGUGAGUGUCAGUGCUCGGCAAAGGGAAGGCGGCUCCCUGCCUUGUAAUGUAAAUGCUGACUUCUAUACUGCAGCUGCCCUCCGAAGUCAUGAUGAUGUUAGUACAAGUUCCUCACUGAAGAAGCGUGAUCAUCCUACUCCACCAGAUGAUGUUGUGACUGGGAACAGCUAUUCUUACAAGCUUGCAAGUGCUAGCUGUGCUAGGACUGCUGAGGAUCUGUCUGGUUACAGACCAAGCCACUCAGGCAAACGAGCCACUGACUCUCUAGAUGACAUUGAGACGGUAGUAUCCCGCGGGUCGGGCAGCAAACGAAGAGAAUUAAAGAAAUUGGGGCACUCCUCAGAUGCUAUAUUUCCUGAGAGUACCAGUGAUGAAAUCUGUUCAAUGGAAGACUUACACAAAGAAGCUGAUAUUAGUCGCCUAGCCAAUAACAAGUUUGAAAAUGAAAACUUAAUUGAUCUCUCAGACUUUGCUACUUUCCAUCUGAGACCCCAGAACAAUGUAGACAGGAGCUCCGCUGAUCACUCUGUGGUUGAUGACAUUCAGUCUCAACUUAACGGAACGUCCAUUUUGGGAGUCGGCAUGAAUGGCACUGUCCGGUCUGGACCAGACCGAUGGUUGAAAUCAGAGCCUCGCAAAGAUGAAGACAUGGAUGGUACAGAGAUGACUCCUAUAGAAAGGACCUCUGAAAUAUCAAAGUAUCCAACAUCAAGACCAAACGAACAUGAAGUGGACCAGACAAUACAGUUUCUUAGGAAGUCUCAAAGGAGCAAUGGAGAACACAUCGUGCCCCCUUUGAAGCUUUUUCCAACUGCAAAUUUUGCGGCUGGGGACUCAGUGCGAAGCACUUCGGAAGCUGCUCCAACACGCCCCAGAGCAUUAAUUCAUCAGUACCAAGUUCCCACCUUGGAUAAAAAUUUGCAUGUUUGGGUUUCAGAUUCUGCUUUCUUAUCUAAGGAUACUGACAAGAAGAGUUUUGAUGAAAAUGGAAAUGCAUUGCAGGGCACUGGUUCUGAGCGCAAAUACAAAACACGCAAAAACAAGACUGACAAUAACAAUUAUGUGCUGUCCGAAAAGAUUCCUGGACACAGAGGUGGUACUCAAGACAUUAAUGAAUUGGUGCUUUUUAUUGAGUCCCCUUCCAACUGUACUGACAAGUCAUCAAUUAGUGGGAAGAACACUCGGAAUACCAAUGGACCUGUAAAUUUAAAGGAUAGUAAACAACGCAACAGUAGUAGUAAUGGCAAGCGUAGUGAGGCUGGUGGUACUAAAGUCAAGCUUGAUAAGCGGAAGUCUGGUGAUAAACCUAAACUUAAGAAGUCUAACAGCUUAGAGGAAAUCUCUUGCACAAAACUCUCGGACCUGACCUCUUCAGAUAAUUCUUCAGUUAAAGGAACGGAGAAGCAAUUGAAGAAACAGUCUACCCUGGAUGAAGUUGUUAUUACUCGUGAAUCCCGCCAAAAGAGUGUGCGGUCUACUGGGUCCAAUUGUUCAGUCUCUGAUAAGGGCACUGGGAGUACGAGGUCCAGUAGUAACCGAAAACAAAGAGAGUCGUCGAGUACCCAUAGAGUUACACCUCCCCCAUCUAACCCUGUAGAUACUGUUGUCAACACAUUAGUUCAAGGUGGUGAAAUCAUUGGUGAUCCAUCUGAGUUUCAUGUUGUUACAAAGAAGCAACGUAAGAAAAAACCUGGGCGCUCGUCUUCAAUUGGUAGAAACGAAAGGAGCCAUCAUAGCACGCAAAGCAAUAAUUAUCAUAGAGAAGCUCAUUCUAGAAGAAGUGCCACCAUGGAUGAUGGUGAAGGGCAUCUUCUUUACCAAUACCGCUCUGCGCCAUAUCGAUCUGAGUCUCCAGAACAUAGUCAACAUCAACGCAGAAAAUCCACUUCAAGCAUGCCACCCAGUGACAAGAGUGCUGAUAGCUCUGAUUUGGACAGUGUCCAUUCUUUGCCAGCUUCUACUACGCCACGCCCGGCUCUUGAUAAAUCUUCGAAUUCCAGUGGAUCUACACCUCAAGUAUCAUAUGCAGAUAUAGCACGAAUGGCCUCGGCAAUGUCUCCGCCCCAGGCUUGUCCGUUUGUGCCUGCUGCUGGUUCUCAGACGCCCAUCUUGGCAGACGGUCAAACUCAAGGUCUCGCUAACAAGUGGCCUUCAGUUGGGCAAGCAAGACCCCCUGCUACACCACUGUGGACAGCCAAUGUUACGCUCCACACUGCCACACCGCUUCCAGCUAGUCAUGAAGAGGGAGAGCAGUGCUUUGCUGUGGCUGUUCCUGCUGUGUCUUCCUCCACCAUUAGUAGCUCAACUAAACGGGAUGCUAUGACAAAUACAGUGUCCCAACUGGAGAGUGAACCAACAGACUGUUCUUCUGUAGGAAAUUUGUUGUCAGAUCUUAGUUAUCCACCUUUGUGUGAGAGUGGUAAAACCCCACAGACAUUUCCUCCACAAUCGGUGACACCAUGUGUACAGACUUUCAUAUCUCAAGCAUCUCGAUCAUCACCAGCCAUAUCACCUGGUGUAACAAUGGCCAAUUGUGUGGAUGUUGAGGACUCUGCUAAAAGAGCAGCAUCCCCAGCUGCCUUUGAUAGUGUUCGUGAUAAUGCACGGAGUAGUGCACUGGACCGGCCUGCUGUGAUCAUUCUAGAUGAGGCUGAAACUGAGACCCCUGUUGAUGGUGACCCUGAACUCACAUUUGGUUUUGAAAUCAAUGAGAUGCUCUUAUCCGGUUCCUGUGUUUUGAGCUCUGAUGAUGAAGCUGAUAUUAGACUUGAAUCUACGGCUUCUGUGAAUGUGGAACCUUCAAUGACUUCUGUAGCCAAUAUCAAUCUGGACAAGAUAGUGGCAUUUGUUGGAAGAGCUUGGGAAGAUGUCAUUAAAGAGCUGCCACGAGAGGCUGGAGCUAGGGGUAGAGUUCAAUUCUACAAUGGCCAGUAAUGGAAGGGGUGCCCUCUCUGUUAACGUUGAGUUUGUUUUGUUUUAAGUAUAUUGUGUACAAACAUGAAAUUUUUUGGACAAUUUGAGUGGCUGGAGGAACUCUGCUCUUUGUUUUUGUUGUUCUUUUUUAAAUAUAUAUUUUAAUGGCUGUGCUGCUGCAAAAAAAGGUUAGCAAGUGGCCUGCCCCAGCCUUGCAAGAGUCCCGUGGCACCUCACCUUGUCAAAUUUCGUACCCGGUGUCUCCUGUAGAGGUGUCAAGUGACCUUUGUUGUAUGUGCAUGCCUUGAAUGUACUAAUUUUGCCUGCAUUGAGCCUAACAUGGCACCUAUCACUCUUUCUUUGAAUGCAGCAAUGUUAUUCAUCCGUUCCUCUGGGAAUUAAUCAAAUGUCUGAGGAAUAUGAUGUAUAGGUGUGUGCUAAUGCUGUUUGCUGUCGAAUGCUUUCUUAUCAUGAAUUGUUUGUCAUGAUUGAAGAAGACUCUAAUUUCAUGUGUAAUCACUAAGGAACACUGGCAGGCGACUUAACUGCCCUAACAGACAAUAUGAAUGGUUGCCUCUCCAUUGGCUCUUUUGUUUGUCUGUUUGAGCAGUUGGUGCUAUGCCAAAGUUCAAAGGAUUAUUCUUUGCACCAAGCAGAGACCUCUGAGCUAUUAAGUCAAAUGUUGCUCCCCUUGUUUCUUUGUAUUGUUAAGAACAGAACUUGAUUCUGUUGUUUUGUUGUACAUGUCAGUCUUUACUUCUGUUUCUGUGAUGAAACAACCAAGUGUCAUUUUUGGGGUUUGGUCAGUGCGUGAUGAGGAACUGCUAUAAGAUUAUUUCCUUGGUGUCUUUGUUAAAAUUUUACCCUUAAUGGUGUCUGCUGUUUUUUAGAAAAACAUUUAAAUUUCAUUUUGAGCUGUGGGAUGCAUUAACUAAAUCAUCUUGUUAAGUGAUUUUAUGUUGUUUAUGUGACUGCUUAUCAUUAAAACUAAGAAAUUCAUGUCUAACUUUUGAUAUGAACAAAAAGAUAAAAAGAUUAAAAGAUUGAACGUGUAAGUGGAGGUUGGUUUGCUUUACCUCCACUCAUGAUUGUUUGCUUUGGUUAUGUUGACAUUUGUAAAUCAUAUUGUAUCUUUCCUUUUACAUCAAAUCAUAUUUCAAGGAUAUUGAAAUGUCACCUUUCGCUAUCAAAGGUAUGAAUUAUGGGAGGAAAAAUAGUGAACCAAAGAAAUACUUUCUUUAUAUUUUGUCCCCAAUUUUUUCCCCCAAUCUGUGUCUGUUGAAUUGCCAAGUUCGUAUGUGUGUUAUGAGUGUACUGAGUGAGUGAAUGAACUUGAAGUCGGUAGGUGGUACUUGCUAAAUGCAUGAUGUGUCGAAUUUUUUAAAAGCGAAAUCUGUAUUAUGUAUUGAAAAACAAAACGCAUAAAAAUAAAAGCUGAUCAAAUGUUAA